AUGAUUAUUUUAUUCUUUAUUUCUCUAAAUACUUUUGUGAACUCCUUAUCAUUGAAAUAAGUUUUAUUAGCAAUAGAUUGUGGAGGAUAAGAAUCAUUUAAUUCUAAAGAAGGAUAUCUUUAUCAAGAUGUAUUAAUUAAUUUCUAUAUGAGGAUUAAUAUUUUAGUGGGGAAUCAAGAGUAUCUGAUUACACAUAUAAUGAUGUUGUUUAUGCUGGAAUUGCAUACACUUUUACUCCAAGAGUUUAUUUUACUGAAAGACAUGGUAAUUCAUUUGAUUAUAGCAUUCCUAUAAAUAAAAAUGGACAAUAUACAAUUAUUUUGUAAUUUGUAGAAGUAAGUAAUUUAAUCCAUAAAAAGUUAUAUUUUGAAAAUGAGGGAGAUAGAUAAUUUGAUAUCUAUAUUGGAACAAAAAAAAUAUUAAAUAAUUUCUCAAUUAUUGAUAAAAAGCAUUAAAAAGGUUCUGCAAAAGAAGUGUUCAUUUAUAUUGAAAUUUAAGAUGACAAAGUUUUACAUGAAAAUGAAGAAUGCAGCAAAGGGUAUGUAUAUAAAUAUAAAUUUUAGAUUUAUUAAUGGAAAAUUAAAAAUCGGAUUUAGAAAAGGGGCUGCUGAUUUACCUAAAGUUGAUGGUAUAGUGAUUGUUAAAGGUCAUAAUGCUGGAGAGGAAGAAAGAAAUCAUUUAAUAGAUAAUUGGGAAUAAAUUUUAGAAGAAAAUAGAAAAAAAGAGGCAGAAUUAGAAAGAGCAGAAUUAGAGGCAUAAAAUAUGAUUGUACCUGAUUAAGUUGAACCAGAAGUAUGUUAUUUCUUCUUAUUUCAUCUCAGGAAGGUGAAGGGUUAUUUUCAUUCUUAUUAUCACCUAUUGGUAUAGGAAUAAUUGUUUUUGGAAUGUCUAUUUUUGGAUUGUUAAUAUUCACAGGUGAAAAUUAGGAUUAAAAAAAUAAAAAGAUUAAUAAAUCAAAAUGA
Messenger RNA from Paramecium pentaurelia, 962 nucleotides. NCBI's taxonomy places the organism in Eukaryota, Ciliophora, Oligohymenophorea, Peniculida, Parameciidae. The record is from the annotation of a GenBank genome assembly.